Phycomyces blakesleeanus NRRL 1555(-) is the source of this 1008-nucleotide messenger RNA. RefSeq lists its product as hypothetical. The transcript is spliced from 3 exons. The coding region runs from base 1 to 1008 and encodes 335 amino acids. Lineage: Eukaryota; Fungi; Mucoromycota; Mucoromycetes; Mucorales; Phycomycetaceae. The record is from RefSeq and is a predicted model, not a curated record.
AUGCAGACAUUACAAGGACAAAUUAGACAUUUGCGUAAACUAUAUCGGUGUCUCUUUUUUAUUGACCUCCAGCCAGAGGAAGGAGAGAAAGUACAAGUGUUUUUCCGAUGUGACGAUGGUUCGAUGAAUAAUGAUCAAUUCCAAGAUGCCUACAAAACUGCACGCUUGGGUGAUCAGGUUAAGAUCCAGGUCGAGCCACCCCAUGAUCCCAAAGAGGCAGACAGACCUUACGUAGUCUAUCAGUCGUGUCAACCGAUCGUUGUCCUGAGUGCCUACAAAGGUUCAUUUGUAGCCGACAGCGCGCUUAAGACAGGCGAGAACAAAAAAGAGACCUUACGACAAUGGGACGGCCAGCACAUAGACAAGGCUUCUCUAAAUUGCAAGUAUUGGAUUAAUCAACGCCGCUGUCCAAAAAUGGAAGCAUGCAUGUUCCAGCAUCCUGUAGGUGAAGCAUAUGAACAAGCAAGAGAAGAGUGGCUCAAACAGCGUAUGGAUGCUCGAAAACUCAACAACCAUGAUCCUAAAGACCCCCACACAAACAAAAAACCCCAUGCUCUACGUGCGAUUGUGUUCGCAAAAUGGAUUCUUUCGACAUUUCAACCCAGCGGACAAGUGCUGGACAUUGCGGGUGGAAAGGGCGAGAUUGCGAUGGUCUUGAGUCGGGGAUAUGGCAUUCCUGCCACUGUUGUAGAACCCCAGGAACGAAAACGGCCCGAUUAUUGGUACACUCGCCUGCUUCGACUUUUGCGAACCUCGACCUGGCCAUUUGAUGUUGAACCGAUCUACUUGCACACCAUGCUAGAUAACGCAUUUGUAGAAGACCAGGCUGCAUUGAUCAACAGUGCAUCGCUCUUCAUUGGCCUCCAUGCUGAUCAGGCCACCGAACCUAUUGUGGAUUGCAUUUGCUGUUGUGCCCUGUUGCGUAUUCGGCCAGGAGAACAGACAUCGUCGGCUAAAAGACAACAGACCGGUAUUGACCACUCAAGAUCUUGUACAGUACCUGUGUGA